UGUUGAGAGGCAAGUUUUAUUGACGUAUGUUUUAAAAGUAAAAAAAUUAGUGUACAAAAGAAUUAUUUGUAGAAAUAUUGUGAUGAUUAUGUGUAAAAAUUCAGUGAAAUUACGUUUAUGAACUAAAUAUCAAAAUGAGUUGGGGCAAUGAGCUUUGGGAUCAGUUUGAUAACUUGGCUGUACAUACACAAAAGGGUAUUGACUUUUUGGAAAAAUAUGGACAUUUUAUUAGAGAUCGGUGUCACAUCGAGAAAGAAUAUGCAGCAAAACUUAGGCGACUUGUUAAAAGUUAUCAACCGAAGAAAAAAGACGAAGACGAAUACCAGUAUAGCUCAUGUAAAGCAUUCAAACUUGUGAUGAAUGAAAUAAACGAUUUAGCUGGUCAACACGAAGUUAUUGCCGAGAAUUUACAGUCAAAUGUUAUAGAAGAAUUAACAAUAUUAGUCAAAGAUAUUCGAGAAGAUCGAAAGAAACAUUUAAACGAAGGAGCGAAACUAACAAAUUUAUUAUUAAAUCAAAUACAAUCGUUAGAACGAUCGAAAAAAGCAUACGAAAAAGCAUUUAAAGAAUCAGAAAAAGCAUUUGAGAAUUACCAUAAGGCUGAUGCGGAUUUAAAUUUAUCAAGAGCUGAGAUCGAAAAAUAUAAAACAAAUAUGUCAAUAAAAUCACAAAUGUGCGAGGAUGCAAAAAAUGAAUACGCAAAUCAAUUACAAAAAACCAACGAAAUGCAAAAAUUACAUUAUCAAUGUAAUUUGCCAUCUGUAUUAGGGCAAUUACAAGAAUUAGAUGAAAAACGAAUAAAAAAUAUUAGAAAUUUUAUAAAUAGUUCAGCGGAUAUUGAACGAAAUGUACGUCCAAUUAUUGAACAAUGUAUUGACGGUAUUACGAGAGCUGCGGAACAUAUAGACGAAAAAGAAGAUACUCAAUUAGUUAUAGAUAGGUAUAAGUCAGGUUUUCAACCGCCAGAAGAUUUUCCAUUUGAAGAUCUUUCAAGGACGGGAGGUGUUAGUUCAGAAACAAUGGGUAGUGGUAUUUUACCAUCAAUGCCAUCCGGACCAACGACUAUGUUACGUGAUGUUGGUCUUACUGUUAGGGGAUUAUCAACAUUAUCGGGAAAUAAAAAUAAGAAACGUGUAGGAAUAUUCGGAAUUUUUGGAAGCAAUAAGAACUCGUCGGGUAUCGAUGGAAAGGAUGACUACAGCGAAUUACCACCCAAUCAAAGGCGUAAAAAGUUAACACAAAAAAUAGAAGAAUUAGAAAAAUUAAUUGCACAAAAAACAGCUGCCAGGGAUGGUUUAAUGAAAAUGAAAGGUGUUUUUGAAGGAAAUCCACGGUUAGGUGAUCCUAUGACAGUUGAGAGUGAAUUAAAUGAAUCAGGGCAUAAGUUAGAAAAAUAUCGUGAAGAAUUACAAAGAUAUCAAGGAUACUUAGCGGACUUAAACGAAGCAUUAAAAACAAAUAAUGGUAGUUUACAAGGUUCACCGCACGGUGCUAGAUCACAUGGUAGUAAUGGACAGUUAAAAGUUACCGGAUUAACAAACGGUUCGACAAAAUCUAAUCGUAAUUCUGGUGGUAGUGGUAAUGAUGAAGAUUCACUCUCACGGUCUGCUAGUGAUAGCAGUGUUACGAACCCUACCGUCAACCAUAAUAAAACACACUUAACAGAAGGUUGUUCCAACAGUCCAGAGAGCGGACUUGGCACGUCUCAUACAUCUUUACCAAACAUAGACUCGGAUCAAGAUCAAAAUGAUGGUGUUGAAGAAGGUGAAUAUUGUGAUGUUGAACAAUUACCACCACUUGGAACGUGCCGAGCAUUGUAUCCGUUUGAUGCUACAAGUGAUGGAAGUAUACCAAUGGCAGAAAAUGAAGAACUAUACGUAAUAGAGUUGGAUCAAGGUGAUGGUUGGACAAGGGUACGACGAGGUAGUCCGUUACAUGAAGAAGGCUUUGUACCAACAUCAUACAUAGAAACAACUAUUUUUCAAACUUAAAAAAAUUUUUCGACAAAAACUGUAUAUAAAAUGAAACGGUAUUCACACAAUUAACAAACAUUUGAAAAUAAUCUCAUUUUUAAAAAUACGUAUAAAUAUUAUAUCAUCUUAAGUCAAAACAAAUAAUGUGUAGCCAUAAAGAAUAAUGUUUGAACACAGAAGCAUGUAUUCAUAUUAGCGAUAAUCGAAUAAAAUCCGAUCCUCUUUUCUUACGAAAUUACUCUUAAAUAUUUUAUAAAAUUUAAUAUUUAUUUUUAUUUACCCGUAAAAAGGAAUUGUAUAAAUUUGAAGCUAAUUUACACAAAACCCAGUAUAGUUUUUUAA
This is a messenger RNA of Chrysoperla carnea, 2315 nucleotides long. RefSeq names its product formin-binding protein 1-like (gene Cip4). Gene Ontology annotation, molecular function: protein binding. The record is from RefSeq and is a predicted model, not a curated record. The transcript is spliced from 11 exons. Gene Ontology annotation, biological process: signal transduction. Lineage: Eukaryota; Metazoa; Arthropoda; Insecta; Neuroptera; Chrysopidae. Bases 135 to 1991 code for a protein of 618 amino acids.